This is a messenger RNA of Chaetura pelagica (chimney swift), 1782 nucleotides long. It is a transcript of the gene ACAD9, whose product is annotated as acyl-CoA dehydrogenase family, member 9. Gene Ontology annotation, molecular function: acyl-CoA dehydrogenase activity; flavin adenine dinucleotide binding. The coding region runs from base 1 to 1782 and encodes 593 amino acids. The record is from RefSeq and is a predicted model, not a curated record. The transcript is spliced from 18 exons. NCBI's taxonomy places the organism in Eukaryota, Metazoa, Chordata, Aves, Apodiformes, Apodidae.
AUGGGGUCUGUGGGCAGGAAAACCUGCCUGGUUGAGACGGGUUUGUUCCCGGGCAGUUUGGACAGGGAAGAAGUUUUCCCUUACCCAGAAAUUAGCAAUGAAGAACUACAGGAGAUCAACCAGUUUGUAGGACCUGUAGAAAAGUUCUUCAAUGAAGAAGUGGACUCUAAGAAGAUUGAUCAAGAUGCAAAAAUCCCUCCUGAAACCCUAAAAGGACUGAGGGACCUAGGUCUCUUUGGCAUGCAGAUUCCAGAGGAAUAUGGUGGUCUUGGUCUGUCCAAUACCAUGUAUGCACGUUUGGGAGAAAUCACUUCUCUGGAUGGAUCUAUUGCUGUUACUCUGGCAGCUCACCAAGCCAUUGGGCUGAAGGGAAUCCUCAUUGCUGGCACUGAUGAGCAGAAGGCAAAGUACCUGCCUCGACUGGCAUCUGGGGAGCACAUUGCAGCUUUUUGUCUCACUGAGCCUGGAAGUGGAAGUGAUGCUGCGUCCAUCAAGACAAGAGCAACCCUCAGUGACGAUGGGAAGUACUUCUUAUUAAAUGGCUCCAAGGUGUGGAUAUCAAACGGGGGCCUUGCCAACAUCUUCACAGUGUUUGCUAGGACAGAGGUUGUUGAUAAAGAUGGACAAGUGAAAGACAAGAUCACUGCUUUCAUCGUAGAGCGGGAUUUUGGUGGAGUCACCCAUGGGAAACCUGAGGAUAAACUAGGCAUUCGAGGAUCCAAUACCUGUGAAGUACAUUUUGAAAACACAAAAGUGCCUGUAGAGAACGUAAUUGGAGAAGUAGGAGGGGGCUUUAAGGUUGCCAUGAAUAUCCUGAACAGUGGAAGGUUUAGCAUGGGCAGUGCAGCUGCUGGGAUGAUUAAGAAACUGAUAGCAAUGUCAGCAGAGUAUGCUUGUACCAGGAAGCAGUUCAAUAAGAGACUGAGCGAAUUUGGAUUAAUUCAGGAGAAGUUCUGUAUGAUGGCAGUGAAAGCCUAUGUCAUGGAGAGCAUGGCUUACCUGACUGCAGGAAUGAUGGACAGGCCAGGGUUUCCUGACUGCUCCGUGGAGGCUGCCAUGGUCAAGGUGUUCAGCUCUGAAGGUGCCUGGGCCUGUGUGAGUGAAGCCCUGCAGAUCCUGGGGGGCCUUGGCUACAUGAAGGAUUAUCCCUAUGAACGCUACCUCAGAGACACCAGGAUCCUGCUGAUUUUUGAGGGAACAAACGAGAUCCUGCGUCUGUACAUCGCUCUGACGGGGCUGCAACACGCGGGCAGGAUCUUAACUGACAAAAUUAAAGAAAUCAAGAAAGGAAACGUGGGAGUGGCCCUGGGGGAGUUUAUAAACAGAUUACGGGACACAAUGGGCAGAAAAGUGGAUUUGGGGCUGGUUGGUGAUCAUGGAGUGGUGCAUCCCAGCCUCCAGGAAAGUGGCAAGAAACUUGAAGAAAACAUUUAUUAUUUUGGAACUACAGUGAGAGGCCUGCUAAGUAGGUUUGGCAAGACAAUAGUGGAUGAGCAGCUGGUUCUGAAGAGAGUGGCAGAUAUAGUGAUUAACCUUUAUGCCAUGACUGCAGCCAUUUCCAGAGCCAGUCGCUCCAUCAGCAUCGGCCUGAGGAACCACGACCAUGAAGUGCUGCUUACAAAUAUCUUCUGCACAGAAGCCUAUUUCAAGAACAAUUAUGCCAUGUCUCAACUAGAAAAAUAUGUAGAAGAAAACCAGGAUGACUUUAUUAAAAAAGCUGCAAAGCAGGUACUGGAAAAGAGAGCCUAUAUCUGUUCCCACCCCCUGGACAGGACGUUCUGA